Ipomoea nil (Japanese morning glory) is the source of this 983-nucleotide messenger RNA. RefSeq names its product cadmium-induced protein AS8. Lineage: Eukaryota; Viridiplantae; Streptophyta; Magnoliopsida; Solanales; Convolvulaceae. The transcript has 4 exons. The record is from RefSeq and is a predicted model, not a curated record. The coding region runs from base 182 to 706 and encodes 174 amino acids.
AAAAACAAUGGGAGGAUGAUAUUAAGCUCUGGGUCACUAUCAAAAUCGGGUCUUCCUUGGCUCCAAAAUGAGUGGUUUCAAAAGCUCCCUUUACAUACUCUCCCCAAAGGAUGAUUAAGUCCAACAGUGAGUCCUCAGUUUCCAUUCGCCAUUUCACGUGUGGCUUUAGGUGCUAUAAGAAAUGAUCAUAAAGGGCGUGUUCCGUAGAUAUGAAAGGUGGAAUCCAGUGCACCCAACUUAUGGAGCCUUCUGGGGGAUUGGAAUUGGAAUUGGGUGUGGAGUGGGAUGGGGACCUGGUUUUGGUCCUGAGGUGAUUGGUUAUGUUGGAGCAGGCUGCGGUGCCGGGUUUAGUGUGGGAAUCACUCUGGCUGGAUUAGGGAUUGGGCUUCCUGCCAAUGACUUCUUCACAGCUCCUUUAAAUGCAUUCAUGGCUACGAGAAGUGGUGCUUUAGAUGUUGCUCGAUCGAGUGGUCUACUGAGCAUCCGAAAUGAUGGCAGGGAGGGUUGGUUUAACUUGGAUCCACAGAUUUCUGGUUUGCAGCAGAAAAUAGGAGGGGCAUUUUCUACCUUAACAGCGAAAGAUUCUUUGAAGAAUGCCAUAGAUUUCGCUGACUUGAAAACCCAAAGUUUUUUGCUUACAAAAGGUCUUUUGGAUCGAAUGAAGACGAAUAGCAAGAAUGAAAGUGAAGGUUCAGAAGAUGGAUAGCGCGAUGACAUUGUUGACUGUCAUGUUAUGAGUAUUUGAAUGGCUUUUUUCAAAACACACCGGCAUACUUCUCCGUUUACUGGAGAAAUUUUCCUCGAAUAAACAAAGAAGAGAAUACGUUACUUGUGCAUUUGGAAAACAAAAACCGAAGAUGAGAGAAAUGAAAAACAGUGAAUUGAAGUAAACGCAGUUGGUCAUUUGUUUUCGUGUAAUCUUCAAAUUAUUCCAAUCUUGUCAUUUUCCUUUUACAUGUUGCUUUUUUCUUCUGGCUUUAUCA